UCGUACCAACCAAUCCGCGAUCGCCCUAUUGCCAUCAGCAUCGAGACCAAAACGCUUGAAGGAUCGAGUCAAGAGGCAAAAGCACAGCUCUCCAUCUGGGCAAGCGCUCAUCUCAAGAGGUUGCGGUCUCUGGCGGGCAAGUCAUCAGCCAAAACGUCGCAUGCUGUCGGCAUAACCCUUCCCGUGCUGUCCACUAGUGGUGGAGAUUGGACCUUGCUGUUUGUGAAAGACGGAAUUAGCGGCGUUGAGGUCAUAGAGACACUUUCUGUAGGGAACACCAAGUCUCUAGUUGGGUCUUACAAGUUGGUGUCGGUGUUGAGGCAGUUGGGGCUUUGGGUGCAGACCACGUUUCGACCUUGG
This is a messenger RNA of Fusarium vanettenii 77-13-4, 360 nucleotides long. RefSeq lists its product as uncharacterized. The annotation marks the transcript as partial. The record is from RefSeq and is a predicted model, not a curated record. NCBI's taxonomy places the organism in Eukaryota, Fungi, Ascomycota, Sordariomycetes, Hypocreales, Nectriaceae. The transcript has a single exon.